AUGGCCUCACCCGUGCUCCAGUCGCCCGACCUCCUCGUGGCGAUCGCAUCGUAUCAAGAAGGACUACCGGAAGACUUGGCCAUCAUCCAGCGCCUCGCCGACGCCGUCGACCUCACGCCGUGCUCGUCGUUUGCAAAUUGUAACCAAACGGGGUACCUCGCCAACGUCCCGGCCCGGUUCGCGUCGUUGCCGUACCUCCAGCGGUAUCCACACCCAUCGACCAAGCUUUCUCACCACGCGCUCUUCGUCUCACCGCGUGUUUACGACCGUGCUCUCGCGCUCCAUCUCUCAAUUGUCGAAGGCGACGUGGCGCUCGUCCAGCGCUGGCUGCGAUGGGACCCCUCGUUGUGCACGGCGGCGACGCUCGAGCUUACUGCUGCUGCGUCCCAAGGUCCGAUUUUGCGUCUUUUAUUGGCGCAGUUUCCAGCGCUGGCCACUGCAAAGAUGAUGGACCUCGUCGCCAUGUCGGGCGACCUCGAGCUUUUGAUAUGGCUCCACGAGGCAGGUGCUGCGUGCACGUCGGCGGCAAUGGACGGUGCGGCCAUGAAUGGCCACGACGACGUUGUCAUUUUCCUGCACUCGAUGCGCACCGAGGGCUGUACGAUUGUGGCGGCGACGGCGGCAGCGGUCCGCGGUCAUGCGUCGAUCGUGCGAUUUCUUCUCGAGCGGCGCACCGAAGGCAUUCAGCCGUCACUCCAAUUCAAAGUACCACAUGGCGAGCACACGACGCUCAGCGUCUGUGGCUCUACCCAUCUCGAGGCCGUCGACCUUGUUGCAGCCACCGUAGAGCUGACGGACGCAGCAAUCAAAACAAUCGUGAAGACAGCGGGUCUGAUGGCGCUGCAGCACGUCUACACAUGUGGGUACCUAAAGAAGAUGACCAAGCCGUUGCUCGAGCUCGCUGUCGCCACACAAGACCACGCGAUGCUGCGCUACGUCCUUGGCUGCAUCGACCAAGAGAACCCGCGGGCUCCCAGUGACGACGAGUGGCUCCCACCGGAUGCACCAAGAGAGACCGUCUCCCUAGAGUCAUAUCGCGAUGGUGGUAGUCCGUUCGAUCGAUGGGAACACUGCAACGUGAUGGAGCUCGCGGCGUUGAACGGUGACAUGACGUCGCUGAAGCUUUUGCACGAAAGCCGCCUUCGCGUCGGAUCGAGCCGAGCGCUCGUCUACGCGGCCUACCGCGGUCACAUGGACGUGCUCGAAUGGCUGCACAAGCACCGGAGCGACGGCUGUGACGAAGACGCGAUGGCACUCGCCGCCGCCCGUGGCCACUACGACGUCGUGCGCUGGCUCCACGAGGUCUAUGGACUUUGGCGGACCCACGCCGCCUUGGCCACUGCGGCGUAUACGGGCCACCUCCCGAUGGUGACGUACCUCUUGGACGUACCGACGGGCGGCGUCGACACGUGGACUGACCCAGCCGACGAGAAUAGUGGCCUAGGAGCGAUUUUGCCGGCGCGAGAUGGUGAUCUUGGCGGCUCGUGGAGCGACUACGUCCGAGGGUCGGCGGUGCACUGGGCAGCGAGCCAAGGCCAUCUCGAGAUCCUUCAGCUGCUCGUCGCCCGGGGCCACGAGGUGCCGCCUCGAGCUAUUGACAACGCUGUGGAGAACGGUCACUUGCACAUCGUGCGCUACCUUCAUGAGGGUUUGGACCAACGCUGCAACCGCCGAUCGAUCGUGGACGCUGUCUUGAAGCACCACAUCGACGUUGUCGCGUACGUACUCUCCCACCACUGCUGGCAACUCGGUUCACCCAUGUUGGACGACGAUGAAAGCGACAUCACCUUGCACAUGCUGCUCAUGGCCACCGCGCACAGCGGUCGCCUCGACAUCUUGGAAAUCGUUUGCGGUGCGUUUCCCAUCCAUUUACCAACGCAGCUGCCGCGUCGCGUCUCGGAGCGCAUGAUGAUCCGCGUAGCGUCCUACGGCCAUCUCGCCAUGCUCCAGCAUUUGCACAACGUCUGUGGCUUUGGAUGGACGUCGGUGGUCCAAGAAGCAGCAAUCCGUCGCGGCCGUAAGAAGGUAUUGCGCUACUUGAGCACGCUCGGGCCCGCCGACACCUCCGUCUACGACGCCGACGAGCGAGAUUUGUGGCGAGAAAUGAGUGACUUCAUCGUCUCGAUGACGGUAAUCGAUGGCCACUGGCGCGUGAGACCCAUGUAUAACUGA
This is a messenger RNA of Saprolegnia parasitica CBS 223.65, 2172 nucleotides long. RefSeq lists its product as hypothetical. The coding region runs from base 1 to 2172 and encodes 723 amino acids. The transcript has a single exon. Gene Ontology annotation, molecular function: protein binding. The record is from RefSeq and is a predicted model, not a curated record. NCBI's taxonomy places the organism in Eukaryota, Oomycota, Saprolegniomycetes, Saprolegniales, Saprolegniaceae.